AUGGACCAAUCUGAGGCGAAGGAUGCAGCAGCGGCGAUCGCGGCACCAGGAGCUGGGGACGGCACAGCGACGGAGGCCCGGGUCGCUGCAGACGCCAGCAGCUUCGGAUUGCCUUUCAUCCUGAAUUACUGGAAAGAGUUUGACUUGGAGAAUGCACGGACGUCAUUGGACGAGCAAGGGCUGAAGAUUGCAGAGAAUCAAGAGGCGAGCUCCAAGAACCGGCGGAAGCUGGCAGAGUCCACACGAGACUUCAAGAAGGCAGGUAAAGAGGAGCAGAGCAGGCUGUUUGGCGCACUCCUCAAGGCCUACCAGGAGGAGGUAGACAACCUCACAAAGCGCGCCAAGUUUGCGGAAGCAGCCUUCCUGGGCGUCUACCAGAAGCUGUACGAGGCUCCGGAUCCCGUGCCGUCCCUGGCGUCUGCUGCUGAGGUGGCAGCGAGUGCUGCUGAGCUGGCAGCGGAGAAUCGGCGAAUGCAUGCUGAGCUGGAGGAGUUCCGGUCUGAGUCAGCGCACCUUAAGAACCAGCAGGCGACCGUGCGGCGCCUGGAGGAGAGAAACCGACAGCUGGAGCAACAGAUGGAGGAGAAGGUGAAGGAGAUGGUGGCCAUGAAGCAGCAUGUGCUCGCAGAGGAGAGCCAACGGAGCAUGGAAACACUCAAGUCAAGGGAGGAUGCGCUGCAGGACCAGCUGAGGGCGGCGAGGGAGACAGUGAGCAACAUGCAGCGGCUGCACGAGAUGAGCCAGUCGCAGCUGUUUGAGCUCAAGGCUCAGUCAGAGGAGGAUCGCGCAUCGAAGCAGGGCGAGGUGAAUCUGCUGACAGACGAGGUGGAGCGAGCUCAGGCACGGCUGCUGGCUCUGGAGAGAGAGAAGGAAGCUCUCAAGGCGCAGCUGCAGACCGCACAGCCCAACGAAGCAGCAGAUGGCGAGAGCACGGACAGCAGUGGGGCGAUCGGAUGGGAGGCGGCAGUACGAGCUAAGGAGGCGGUGAUAGCAUCGCUGCACCAGGAGCUUCACACACUGGAGGCAGCUGGGGCGGCUGAGAGGGAGGAGCAGCGGGCGGAGGUGAAACGACUCAAGGCGCUGCUGCAGGAGCAGGAGGCGUCAAUAGGUGCACUGAGAGCGGAACUGGCUACCAGGCCCACGCAGAGGCAGUGGGAGGACCUGCGCAAACAAGUGAAGAUCCUGCAGGCUGUGGGCUACAAUGCAGUGGAAGUGGACGACUGGGAUGAACCAGGCAUGUCAUCCAACGGUCCAGGAUCGUCCUCCGAUCUCUCUGCUGCUGCAGAUGGGGACAGUGGGAAGGGGGGAGGGGAUGGGGGAGUGAUGCGCAGCAGCAGUGGGGCCGACAUUGGGAAGCUGGAGGUAUUGCUGCUGGAGAAGAACAAGAGAAUGGAGCACGAGUUGACCCAAGUCAAGGUGAGUCAAGGUCCGUACGCACAAAUGAGGGAAGUGAGUGGUGCGCAGCAGGAGUGGGGUUGA
Closterium sp. Naga37s-1 is the source of this 1479-nucleotide messenger RNA. Lineage: Eukaryota; Viridiplantae; Streptophyta; Zygnematophyceae; Desmidiales; Closteriaceae. The record is from the annotation of a GenBank genome assembly.